Molecule: messenger RNA, 741 nt
Organism: Daphnia pulicaria
Lineage: Eukaryota; Metazoa; Arthropoda; Branchiopoda; Diplostraca; Daphniidae
Product: serine/threonine-protein kinase/endoribonuclease IRE2-like
Exons: 2
Coding region: 1-741 (246 amino acids)
Biological process (GO): intrinsic apoptotic signaling pathway in response to endoplasmic reticulum stress; protein phosphorylation; IRE1-mediated unfolded protein response
Cellular component (GO): IRE1-TRAF2-ASK1 complex
Molecular function (GO): RNA endonuclease activity; ATP binding; protein serine/threonine kinase activity
Source: RefSeq, a predicted model, not a curated record
AUGCUCGAAAACGAUCCUGAGAAGAGGAUUUCUUUAUCAAAGGUCAUCGACCAAUUGACACCCCUUCAUCCGACAAACCGACUGUCAUUGCUGCAAUAUGACAGCCGAAAUUUGCUGUGCAGCAUAGGAACUCCUUCCUCUGUUUAUCACGUUGGAACAUUUGAAGGAUCGCCACUGGCUGUCAAAAGAGUUCCAUGGAAGAAUUGCACCACAAAAUCCUUUGAGGAACUGAAACGAUUGGAUCACUCGAAUAUUGUUCGUUUGCUUCAUUUCGAUCAAGAUGAUCUUUACAAAUAUUUUGGGAUGGAAUUGCAUGUGGCAUCUAUGGACCAAUUUUUCCUUCCAGAAGACGAUCCAAAGAAAUAUAACGGACCGAUUCCGUCUGAAGAGCAAUUUUGUUUCCAGCUCAUCAGUGGAUUGGAGUACAUCCACGAGCAGAACCUCGUUCGCAGGUCGAUCAAACCCACCAACGUUUCGAUUUCGUCAAGAAAAGAUCCGCAAAUCAAGUUGUCAGAUUUUGGAUUGACUACGUCAAGUUUAAAUGAUGGUCACUCAACGAAACGUUUGAUUAGUGGAUUUCCAAGUUCACAGUAUUGUUUAGCUCCAGAAUUGCUUGAAUGUGAUUCUACUGAUGGGCAAUCUACAAAAGAAAGCGACAUCUUUGCCGCUGAAAGUGUUUUCUUCUAUUUCCUGAGCAAUAAGGCUGCCAUUCGUUUGGGGAUGCAACCCACGAAAUAUUAA